UUUAUGCUGAUUUUGUAGGUUAUGACAUUUUGUUACGUAUAUCAAAAUUCUGUUUGCGUGUUGGAAAUUGACUGCAGAAAAUCUCGCAAAUUUUACUGGCUUUCCCGACAUUGGGAGUUUGCCAGCGGUUUUGAAACGGUGAUAGAUCCGUUGUCAGCUUAUUAGUAACCAAAUAUCCCGCGGUUGUGACGUCAUGGAACUUGACUACUCCUUGCCUGAACCGGACAGCGAGCUGCUCAUGCCGCGCCAGGACCCACCGCUGCCAGAUCACCAGAAUCCGCUGACUGUGCUGCAAGGACCCCCUGGCAGCUGGGAAUGCCACCAGCAGAAGCAAAUCUUUUGCGCUGAUUGUCAGCAGUUUCUGGAGGAGCCCUGUUGGUUGCAUGCCAAAAGUGUUCCCAAUGAAAGCGUCGUUCCCUUCGCACUGGCCAGUUUGCCCAAAAUCUUGCACCUGGAUGCUUGUGCUGAUUCCUCCACAGGGAAGAAAGUGAUAGCCAAUGUCCAGAUUGCUCCUCAGGCCGUUUUCGGUCCCUUGGUGGCUCCGCUGGCCGAGAAAAGCAACGGCACGAUCGUGUAUGCUUUUCCCAGCCCGGAAGACGGACAGUUGCGUUUCUUCCAGCUGGACUCGGAGCUCUUCUCCAACUGGAUGCGCUACGUGCGAUUCGCGGAGAAUCCGGCGGAGGAGAAUCUGGCUGUGCAUCUACGCGGAUCGCAAGUCGUCUUCGUCAGCGUAAGGAACAUUGGCGCGCCAAACGGAAAUGGUGAAUAA
Paramacrobiotus metropolitanus is the source of this 769-nucleotide messenger RNA. Its product is annotated as PR domain zinc finger protein 10-like. Bases 194 to 769 code for a protein of 191 amino acids. Lineage: Eukaryota; Metazoa; Tardigrada; Eutardigrada; Parachela; Macrobiotidae. The transcript is spliced from 3 exons. The record is from RefSeq and is a predicted model, not a curated record.